Messenger RNA from Podarcis raffonei (Aeolian wall lizard), 2108 nucleotides. It is a transcript of the gene RNH1, whose product is annotated as ribonuclease/angiogenin inhibitor 1. The transcript has 10 exons. Gene Ontology annotation, cellular component: cytoplasm. The coding region runs from base 186 to 1556 and encodes 456 amino acids. The record is from RefSeq and is a predicted model, not a curated record. Gene Ontology annotation, molecular function: protein binding. Lineage: Eukaryota; Metazoa; Chordata; Lepidosauria; Squamata; Lacertidae.
AGAAAACCAAGCAAGUUUACACGCCCAAUCCAAGGCGUUUCCUUGCGAUUUGGCAAUGCGGAAGCGCGCGGAGCCCAAACUCUGGCGGUUGCGCGGAUACAAGCAGGCGGAGAGUAGGAAGUAUCCGGCUGACGUUUUCCAGCAGCUUCCUCGCCAAGGCAGAUCCGCGCACUGUUGCAUCAAAAAUGGACCUCGACAUCCAGUCCAAAGAGCUCAGUGGGUCCAGCUGGAAGGAACUUCUUCCAACUCUGAGCCAGUACAAAACCAUCAGAUUGGAUGACUGUAGUCUAUCAGCUAGUCAUUGUAAAGAUCUCUGCGCCUUUCUGAGCACAAAGCAAACAUUGACUGAACUGAAAUUGAACAACAAUGAACUGGGAGAUGCUGCUGUAGAGUUGCUGUGCAAAGGAUUGCUGAGUCCAAGCUGUAACCUUCAGAAACUAUGGCUGCAGAACUGCAACCUCACCAAAGGCUGCUGUGAGAGUCUCCGUUCUGUGCUCAGCAGCAAGCCAUCCCUGACUGAGCUUCACCUGGGAGACAACAGUUUGGGCACAGCAGGAGUUAAGAUCUUGUGCCAGGGACUUCUGGAUCCCAACUGCCAGCUGGAGAAGCUUCAGCUGGAGUACUGUGAGCUCUCAGCAGAGAACGUGGAGGCUCUCAGCUCUGCCCUGCGCACCAAGCCAUCCCUGAAGGAACUCAACCUGAGCAACAACAAACUAGGGGAUGCCGCAGUGAAGCAGCUUUGCCAGGGCGUGCUGGACGACAACUGUAACCUGCAAUCACUGCAACUGGAGAGCUGUGACAUCACACCUGCCAGCUGUCGGGACCUCAGCGCUGUGCUAAGUUCAAAGCCGUCCUUGACUGAGCUCUGCAUAGGCGAGAACAAGAUUGGUAACACAGGUGUAUCCCUCUUGUGCCAGGGGGCCUUGAAUCCCAACUGCAAAAUACGCAAGCUGUGGUUAUGGGAAUGCAACAUCUCAGCGCCUGGCUGCAAGGACCUCUCCAAUGUCAUUGGUACCAAAGAGACUCUCAAGGAGAUGAGCCUGAUUGGAAAUGAUCUAAAAGAUGCAGGGAUGGAGUUCUUAUGCCAAGGACUGAAGGACCCAAAAUCUAAACUUGAGUCAUUGUGGCUAAGAGAAUGUGGUUUGACUUCAGCCUGUUGCAAGAGCCUUGGCUCUGCUCUCAGCAUGAACGGGACUCUGAAAGAGCUGCAUAUCGGUGGAAAUAAUCUGUGUGAUGCAGGGGUGACUGAUCUCUGUGAAGGAGUUCUGAGCCCCAGCUGUAACCUGCAAUCCCUCUGGCUGGGACAAUCGGAACUCACAGAGGUUUGCUGCGAUAAGCUUGCCGAAGUCAUCGUUGGAAAACCCUGCCUACAAGAACUGGAUGUAAGCUACAGCCAUAUAGGAGAUGAGGGUGUGCGUAAGCUCUGCGAAGCAGUGAGAAGUCCCAACUGUAACCUGAAGUACCUGAUUUUGUACGACACUUACUGGACUGCUGACGUGGAUAAUGAGCUGAAGGCCCUGGAAGAAUCAAAGCCUGGAUUUAAAGUUGUUACAUGAGUGGUGCAACAUUGCUGUGGCCACUUCGACUGCCUUUUCUUCUGUUGGGAUUCUUUUUGUAUACCAAGUCACCAGACCAUAUGAUGAUGGACUUUUAUGAUUCCAGAUUUCAUGGAGCUGUGAUAUGUCUAGAAACCACAUUCAAAGCUAGGAAUGUGUUGGUACUUCAGUGGUGAGGCAGCAUGGGGAAAGUUCUGGAAUUAUCUGCUGAGUCCAGAAUGCAUAUGCUGGUGGGUUUUCUGCCUCUUGGGAAAUACUAAGAUCAGCACAAAGUAGAAUACGUCUCCUGCCAGCUGCCAUAAAGCAAUAAUGGUUACUUGCAGAUGACUUGAAACUCUUCCCUUGGGAAGAACUAUAUUGGAGACUUUUAGAAAAAUUGGGGAAUAAUGCCCAUUUUUUAAUUGCCAAAAAUUAGGAUGCAACAUUGCCCCUCCCGUUAAGUAUCUCUGAUAUUAAUAGUUUCUGCUGAGAAUGCAAGGAGUGAACUUUUUGUAUCUUGAUCAACAAAUCUAGCCCUGUAGGAAUAUAAAAUAAAGUUUGAUUGCAAAGAGA